Molecule: messenger RNA, 2832 nt
Organism: Capsicum annuum
Lineage: Eukaryota; Viridiplantae; Streptophyta; Magnoliopsida; Solanales; Solanaceae
Product: putative ankyrin repeat protein RF_0381
Exons: 3
Coding region: 381-965 (194 amino acids)
Molecular function (GO): protein binding
Source: RefSeq, a predicted model, not a curated record
AAGCAAAAACUCACAGGAUCAUAAUCUCCUAAAUCAAAAAAAGUAAUGGAUCCAAUCCUGUACAAUGCCUGAGAUGGAAGGCAAUACAGGAGAUGGCGAUCUUUUACUUGCUGAUUAUCUAAAUAGGGAUGAAGAAAAUGGGUACCAGGUCACUCCAAAGGGUAACACAGUCCUCCACGUCGCAGCUCUCAAUGGCCAAUCAGGUUUUGUGCGACAAGUUAUCGACAUUACUCCUGCAUUGUUGUGCUGUAAGAACAAGAAAAAUGAAACUGCACUUCACUUAGCAGCUAAUAAAGGGCACAAAAACGUGUGGUGAAGGUGUACUACUGCGUGGCGUAGACGUAGCUGGACAAGCUGUAGGGAUCAAUAAGGAGACACUCAUGAGGAUGAAAGAUGACGGUGGUGAUACAGCCCUGCACAAGGCCGUGAGGACUGGAUGUGUAGACACUGUCAGACUCUUGGUGAAACAAGAUCCUGAUUUCGAGUUUCCAGCAAACAACGCUGGGGAGACACCACUCUAUCUGGCCGCGGAGUCUGGUCUUGUUAACUGUUUGUCAGUAAUCUUAAAAUACUGCAACAGACCAACAUACAGCUGUCCAUGUGGUCGAACGAAUUUGCAUGCGGCAAUAAUCCAGAAAAACAUGGGUUCUGCGUCAUCACUGUGGGAAUGGAAUAAAGCAUUAUGCGAGGAAACUGACAUAUCGGAUUGGAAUCUACUGCAUUAUGCUGUUAAACUAGGAUUGAGAGUAGUAGUUCGUAAAAUGCUGGGGUGGAAGACAUCGUUAGCAUACACUCCCGCAGGCAAUGGAAAUGAAUGGGAAACAUCAAUUCAUAUUGCAGCCAGUGAAGGUUAUGUAAACAUGAUACGUGAGCUAUCAUUUCACUGUCCUGAUAGCUUGGAAAUGCUUAACAGCCGUGGCCAAAAUGCUCUUCAUAUAACGAUGGCAGCACUCCUCUCCAUUUGAUUGCUGCCUCUGACGGCCGGAUAAUUGUGCCUGUUCAAUUAAGAAGACAUGCCAGUGCAAAGAUGAUGUUACUUUGCUAGUGUUUGGCCGGAGAUUUUGAAAAUUCAUCUUCAAAUAUCUUUGUUUGGACAUGAUAUUUGCCAUGUUCAAAGAUCACAACUUCAAAAACUCGAAUUUUCAAGUUUCAACUUCAAAAUCUAUGGUCAAUUCAGCUACAAUCUAUUGGUAAUUCAGCAAUUACAUGUAAUUAUUCUCACCCAUAUGCAAAUAAAUACAUUAAGAUUGGUAUAUAUUAUGUUGGUUAUGAAUCUUCAAAUUUAUUUAAUAGUACCUAUUACGUAGAGGAUGUAUAGCUACUGAAGUUACAUGUUCUUUUACUAUAUACAAACUCACCACAUGAUGAAAAUAGGCGAAACUGAUACGGCUGUACCAAGUUGUCCAACAAGUUCACGACCAUUCACACGUAGCCAAGCUCGGGAGUUACUAAAACUCCAAGCUAUGUUCAUGCAAAUGGCCGCGUGUGAGUUGGUACUUGAGCCAUCCAAUGGUUUAAAUGUUUUUAAGUCUGAAGAGAGCCUUGACGUAUAACAAACUUACACUCCAAGGCCGUCCCUUGGCAAGGGUAGGAUGGUCAUUGUUCUCUCAUUUUGUGGUGUAAUAUAAAUAGAUAGUAUUAGGGUUAUUUGGAGUAGUUCAUUCAUGAUAUUUUGAGACAACAAAUACUUGUAAUAUUUUUUGAACUUCUCUCUUCCAUUGGAGAAGCUCAAAUCCGAAUCUCACAAGUAGAGUGAUACUUGUGUUGUAUCUUGGAUAGAAACUAGGAUCUUGAGGUUAUAGAGUUCCUCUUGGUCCAAGUAAGAACUUGGUGUUAACAUCCUUUAAUCUUUGGGUCCUUUUCAUGUUAUUAGGGUUCUUAGAUUCUUGGAUGUUGUAUGUCAAGUUAUUUAUCUUCUUUUGUAAUCUUGAGACAUUGUUGUUUGUAUCUUGAAGUAGUGAAGCCGGGUGGGGCCAAUUUCGAUUCACUAUACUUGUUGCAAUCUUGUACUCUUAAAAAUCUGGUUUUUGUUCAAAUCUUGAAGUCUAGUGAAGCUGUGUGUGGCCUAUUUCGAUUCACUAGCAUUGUUGUUAACAUCUCUUGUUGUUCUUGUUGUGGUUUGCUUCUUGUGUUUGAACUUGAUCUUGUAUCAGAAACGGAUGUUCAAGUGGAGUCUUCACCAUUGUCGAUUAGGACGGCGUGAUUUUGAGAUAAAAUGGAAGAAAAUGCAGAAGCCAGAAGAUGAUACAGAGUCGAGGGAGAACAUAGCAAAGAGAGAUAAGAAAGGCAAGCUGAAAGAUAUUAUGGAGGCAACUCAAAUACAUCUAGUAGUUGCCACACUACUAGUUACUGUUACCUUCGCAGCAGGUUUCACCUUACCGGGAGAUUUUGAAAGCGAUCUCAAUAGCUCUAAUAAAGGGAUGGCGAUUCUAAUAAGGGUAAACAGCGUUCCGUGCAUUUGUUGUCUCAGAUACCAUUGCCUUUACAUGCUCUGCUUGUGCUGUAUUCAGCUACUUCUACAUUGCGAUAAGUGCAGUAACUACAAAAAGAUUAAGACUUAUAGCUAUCCGCUUUACUACAGCAGUCCUUUUGCAGCGUUGCGCAAUGUCAGCAGUUGUAAUUGCAUUUAUAACUGGUAUGUAUGCUACUUUAGCACAUUCAGUUGGUCUCGCUGUUAGUGUCUGUGUCAUCGGUUGCAUCACUUUCCCUGUGUUCUGUCUUCUGUGAAAUGUUAGGCGUCUGGUUAUGACGUACUAGAUUCAAUCUCAUGUAUGAUUAUUCAAUAUAUUUUUGUGAACGUUAUUUGAUGUAAAUAUAUGGCAUUUGAUAUUC